This is a messenger RNA of Candoia aspera, 411 nucleotides long. RefSeq names its product deleted in malignant brain tumors 1 protein-like. Lineage: Eukaryota; Metazoa; Chordata; Lepidosauria; Squamata; Candoiidae. Gene Ontology annotation, biological process: zymogen activation. Gene Ontology annotation, cellular component: plasma membrane. The transcript is spliced from 2 exons. Gene Ontology annotation, molecular function: serine-type endopeptidase activity. The record is from RefSeq and is a predicted model, not a curated record. The annotation marks the transcript as partial.
UUAAUUAAUUUUCAAGAGCUGCGUUUGGUAAGCGGAAGGGAUAACUGUCAAGGCCGUGUUGAAGUUCGGCGUAAUUAUGGAGAAUGGGGAACAGUUUGUGAUGAUUCAUGGGAUCUAAGGGAUGCAACUGUAGUAUGCAGACAGCUUGGAUGCGGAGAAGCUAUUGCAGCUAAUUAUGGAGCACAUUUUGGACAAGGAUAUGGUCCUAUUCUCCUGGAUGAUGUUCAGUGCAAUGGAUAUGAAUCCUAUCUUUGGCAAUGCGCAAGUGCAGGCUGGGGAAAUCAUAACUGCAACCACCAAGAGGAUGCUGGUGUUAUUUGUUCAGCCAGUGUUUCUACAACAACAGGUAAUGCUGAGACACUAGAAGUGUAUUUCAAUGUUCUUUUUGAUUAUUUGAAGAUCCACAGUUGA